This is a messenger RNA of Penicillium bovifimosum, 486 nucleotides long. Its product is annotated as DUF3602 domain-containing protein. The transcript has a single exon. The record is from RefSeq and is a predicted model, not a curated record. Bases 1 to 486 code for a protein of 161 amino acids. Lineage: Eukaryota; Fungi; Ascomycota; Eurotiomycetes; Eurotiales; Aspergillaceae.
AUGCCUUCAAAUUACCGCGUCGUUGAGCCUCACCCCUCCGUCCCGCACGCUGGCCGUCCAGCCGUCUACACCGGUCGCGGAGGAUCAGGAAACAUCGUCAGCUUGAAGAACACCAAGACGACCGACUCGCGCAGCGCAACGGGCCCUGCCUCCCUCACCCGCCUCGACUCCCGCACACAAGACACCUUCAUCUCCGGCCGCGGCGGCGCAGGCAACGUCCACAGCAGCAGCGAGCGCGCCAUCUUCAGCUUCGACGAAGAGCUCGAGCGUGAUCUCCGUCGCGUCGCACCGGUCUACCACGUCGGCCGCGGCGGUGCGGGAAACACCAUCUACCGCGACGACUGCAGCCAACCCAGUCUCAGCCGCAAGUACUCUGCCGCCAGCACAGCUACGAAUUCCAGUACUGGCUCUGUCGCUGACCGUGCUCGUGACAUGGCUCGUCGCGGUCUCGAGAAGGGUUGGGGCAAGCUGAAGGGUACUGCCUAG